UUACAGUCUUUUUCUCAACGACUUAGUAUUGCACCUAAUUAAGAGAUGAUCAACUCUAAGUUUUCUCUUCUCUUUGUUCUAGAUGCUCUUUUCUGCUUUCUUGGUGCCAUGCAGCUUGUAUCUUCCCGGGUUGACCCGAAGGCUACAAACUUUAUUAAGCCGUCCCUGAUGGAUUCAAGGAACUACAUGCUUGAGGAAGAUAAGUCAUUUUACCAUCCCACUGCUUGUGGUGAAGGCCCUAGUGUGGGUGGGGGUGAAGCGUCAGGAGGAGGUUCUGGUUAUGGUUAUGGGGAAGGGUAUGGUGAAGGCAUAGGUAGUGAUGGUGAUGGUGGUAGAGAUGGAGGAUAUGGAGGUGGGGGUGGUGGAGGUAGUGGCGAAGGAAUGGGAGAUGGUGGUUCUGGUUAUGGUAGUGGAAGUGGUUAUGGUUAUGGGAAUGGAACUGGAACUGGAGCGAGUGCAGGAGCAGGUGCAGGAGGAGGUGGUGGAGGCGGCAGCGGCGGCGGCGGCGGCGGUGGUGGUGGUGGUAUGGAUGGAGCUAAUGGUAAUGGAUGUGGUGAAGAGAAGUAUAACAAUAAAAAAAUGACUUCUAAUUUCAUGAUUUUGGUGAUUUUGGGAACUUUAAUGUACACAACUUUUGCUCGAGAGCUUAUCGGGUUAGAUUUUCCCGAUAAUAAUGUUCCACAAGUUACAGGCUCAUUUGGAGGCGGAGGUGGUAGUGGAGGACAUGUUGGUCCAGAUGGUAUAGACUUUGGAGCAGGUAUCGGUGUUGGAGGUGCAGUAAGUGUACCCGGUGUUGGGUCAAUUGGCGGUGGUGGAGGCGGCGGAAUAGGUGGAAGCAUUGGCAGAGAUGGAUCGGUCUCUAUGGGAGGUGGCGGCGGGAUGGGCAUCGGUGGUCAAAUCGUGUCAACACAAUAUUCAAAGGCGUUCAUUUUUCUCAUUGUUGUGGGGUUACUUGCACAUGACACAUCAGCAAGAAAACUCUUGGGAGAUGCAGUAGCUACAAUCUUUGAGAUCCCUGCUGGAGUAAAUGGUGUAGGAUUUGGUCAAAUUAUUGGAGGAGCUGGCGGCAGCAGUGGCGGUGGCGGUGGAGGCGGUGGAGGAGGUGGUGGUGGUGAUUUUAGUGGCGGAUAUGGUUCCGGAUUUGGAUUUGGCUUCGGUAGCGGCCAAGGAUCGGGUUUAGGCGGUAGUGGUGGUGGCGGCGGCGGUGGUGGAGGUGGUGGUGGUGGAGGCGGCGGAGAUAAUGGUGGUAGUGGUUAUGGAUUUGGGAUCGGUGAAGGUUUCGGCGGCGGCGGCGGCAUCUAA
Molecule: messenger RNA, 1302 nt
Organism: Lycium barbarum (goji berry)
Lineage: Eukaryota; Viridiplantae; Streptophyta; Magnoliopsida; Solanales; Solanaceae
Product: glycine-rich cell wall structural protein-like
Exons: 4
Coding region: 46-1302 (418 amino acids)
Source: RefSeq, a predicted model, not a curated record